AUGCCCGUCUACAAGCUCUCCUACUUUGACAUCCGCGGGCUGGCCGAGACCACCCGCAAGCUGUUCGCCCUGGCCAACCAGGAGUUUGAGGACAACCGCGUGCCCAGGGAGCAGUGGGCUGAUCUGAAACCGAAGGCCCCAUUCGGCCAGAUGCCGUAUCUGGAGGUGGACGGCAAGCUGUUGGCCCAAUCCAAGGCCAUCAACCGCUACCUGGCCAAGAAGUUCGGCUUCGCCGGCAAGGACGACUGGGAGUCCGCCCAGAUCGACGCCUGGGUCGACCAGCUGAACGACUUCAACACGGAGCUACGCCCGUACUUCAUCGUCGUGGCCGGCUACGGGGAGGGGGACAAGGAUAAGCUGUACAAGGAGGUCGUCGAGCCGGCUCGCGACAAGAUCUUCCCGCUCAUCGUCAAGCAGCUCAAGGCUAAUGGAUCUGGAUUCUUGGUCGGCUCGAAGGUGUCGUGGCUGGACGUCACCUUGUCGUGCCACAUCGAGACGUUCCUGCAGUUCGUCCCCGACUACCUCGACAAGUACCCGGAGGUGACGGCCAGCUUCAAGAAGGUGCAGGAGAUUCCCGAGAUCAAGGCCUGGAUCGAGAAGCGCCCGGAGAGCAAGUAC
Molecule: messenger RNA, 618 nt
Organism: Mesorhabditis spiculigera
Lineage: Eukaryota; Metazoa; Nematoda; Chromadorea; Rhabditida; Rhabditidae
Source: the annotation of a GenBank genome assembly